Messenger RNA from Planococcus citri (citrus mealybug), 3223 nucleotides. RefSeq lists its product as uncharacterized. Gene Ontology annotation, molecular function: nucleic acid binding; zinc ion binding. The record is from RefSeq and is a predicted model, not a curated record. The transcript is spliced from 4 exons. NCBI's taxonomy places the organism in Eukaryota, Metazoa, Arthropoda, Insecta, Hemiptera, Pseudococcidae. The coding region runs from base 614 to 2851 and encodes 745 amino acids.
AACUAUCGAUAGCUGUGAUUGUAUUCGUUAGUUUUCCAUGUGCCCGAGUAAUUUAUGUGUGAUGAGCCUUCCUGAGUACCGAGUUUAUAGUGUAGAUUUAAUUAGAUAUUCUUUUCGGUGAUCGUUGAGUACCCAUCUCACUAAGCACAUGCCCGAUUUUUCAUUUGUUUCCCGAGAAAACUAACUAGAAUCAAACAGCAUCCUUCAUGGAGUAAGAGCACGCUGAAACCAAAGCGGUAGUUCGAAGAUCCGGGCUGAUUAGUGGUGAAAUACGUAUCUGUGAAGUGUGAUCUGGAUGCGUAAAUCUAAACUAAUCAGAGUGCAAUGUUAUCAGGAGUGUGACUGAUAAUAUAAGCAUAUUACUCUGAUAGCUUUCUUUGAUUCCGAGCAUUAACUAACAUAAUCUUUCUAAAGCUAUACUAACAGAGUACCCGAGCCUUCAGUUCCUGAUUCUAAUUACAAUCGUAUUGUUUGACAGAGUUCGAGACGUGAUUCCGAUAGAAGGGAGCACAGGCGUUCGAACAGGUCGAGGUCAGUUUCACGCGACCGUCAUCGUCGUAGAAGGAGGUCCAGGAGCGCAGAAUCCAAUGAUUCGGAGCGUGAUAGACGCGAGAUGGAACCUAUCCAACAGCGUCAACGUCGCAGGCAGGACGAACGAGAUCGUAAUGAACGAGAGGAAUCUGAGCGACAGAGAAGACCAGAACAAGCCAACUACGUAAACGCAAUGCGGAAUGAUAACAGAGGUCAACGACCGCAGCCGCCCGUCAACGCUCAUCUAUUUCCGCACCCUCCCGACCACAAUUGUUAUAAUUGUUCCGACCCGUCGCAUUACGAUUGGGAGUGCCCGCACUACGGUCAAGGAAAGCAGUGUUUCCGGUGUGGACAAUUUGGUCAUAUAUCGAAGGAAUGCAGAAACGAGUACCGUGACUACAGAGGAGAGUUUGAACCCGAGCCUGAGGACCUGAUGGAAGACAUCAGAAGAUGCGAGAGCCGAAGACUAUGCGAAGAGAGAGUGCGUCGGUACGAGGACGAACAUUGUCAUAGACCCGAGAGAGAAAGACACCCGAGGGAAGAGGAAAAUCGGGUAUACAACUUCCGAUACCACGAACCAACCGACAGUCGUGCGAACCCAAUUCGUCGUGAACCGAGCCCACCAUCCCGAGAACCUGAAAGAGAAGAGAAACGGCCGGAGGUGAGGUCACGCAUUGUUACGCCGACUCACUACGUCGUUCCAGCCGAUAUCGUUUCGGUCCAGUCAUCGACCGACGAAAUUGAUGUUCCAUUUAUGGAAUUCAUGUCAACGAAUGUUCCGAAGAUGCCGACGAAAGAGUUGGACAAAGGCAUGACCAUUCAAGCGUACAAUCAUGCCACCGCGCUCGAAGAACAACUCGCGUGGACGAAGAUGUGCCUGAGUAUUCGUCUACAAAUGAUCGAAGCAGAGGAAUCCGAACCUCCAGCGUUGGGACCAGCGUCGCCAUUCCCAGCGAUUGAGUAUCAACCGCUUAUACGGGCUAUUAAACCAGCCCCAAUCCCGAGUCAACUGGCAAUAGGACCACCCGAAUACCAGCAGACAACGACGCAGGUAGAAACCACAACGCAUACGGUAGCGUGUGGUCCACCAGAAUCAAUGAUGUCAAAAUCAUCCGCUACUCAAGACGCCGAAAACCUAAUUGCCCGAGUAACCGGGUCCAAAUCGUCCGAACUGAAACCGAAGGGAAGAAGCCAAAUGCACCCGAAUGACCCUCGGAGGCACGACUUGUCAAGAGGACGAACACCGACGAAAGCGGAAAUGAAAGACGUUCCGAAGCCUAUGAAAAAGUUCGCCGAAUCAUCGGCUGUAAGCGGCGUAACGCCGUUACGAAAGUUCGUAGACACGCAAUACAACCCUUGCGACGAAGCCAAGGCACCUAAACCUGAAAAGAAAGAAUUUGGGCCGAUGGACAGAAAACCAACGAAGCCGAUAAAAAUCGAUCGAACUAUCGUGAAACUGGUACACACCCGAAAUCCGUCUUCGAGCGGACCGCGUUUUCCCACACCGAGCUCUUUUCAAGAGAGAGCUAAAGCGGACGAAGACAUGGACACGUCCAGUCCACAAAGAACUCCCGAGAAAAAGCCGAAGGAAAAAGUCGACGAUACGAGAGAAAUUCAGCAAACAUCGGAGAAACCGCACCUAAAUUCCCUAGGUCAACCGAUGGGAGCUGAGCGUCCUCACACCCCCGAGAUAAUUCGACAAAAUCUGAAGCACAAAGUCGAAGUACCCGCAGAAGAACAGUGGGAAGCCGAAUUACCCAAAGGAGUCAGCCCAUUGCGCCGUAUCCGAGCGGACUACUAUUCAGUCCAUUUUGAAACCGUUCGGCAAAUCGCGAGUGACAACCAAGCGGUAUUGGAAACCAUCCGAGAAAGACUCGACAGCAGGAUGCUAGCCGAUGAAACCGAUGCUGGAAUAUCCGUUGUAACCGAGGAAGAACGAGCACUAAUCACGCAGGAGCUGAUUGAAAUUGAUAUGGACAUGGUCGCCGUCUCCAGAGUUAGUCAAGAUGCAGGCUUUAUUGACGAUGCCAUAGAGGCAUUCGAAACAAUCCUGCAAGUAUGCGGACAAUAUGGUGAAAAACCGAGCGGGAAGGUACAACACUACCUCGACAAGUUAAAGGUGGAAAAUAUGUCGAUUAUAGAACGGCACAAGGAAAAACGUUGUCAAUCCAGACACCGACGACAAGCCCGAAAGAAAGCCGCCGAGAACGUGGACGAUGGAAUAGAAGAGGAUUUCUUAUCCGAUGAGAAACGAGACCGGAGUCCACCACCACCUCCGCCGGGACCCCCACCGGCUGGCGCUGAAAUUAUAGUAUCCUGAGUCAUUUCACCCGAGUAAAAUUGUAAAUUGUAAUUUCAAGAAGGAGUCUGAAGUUUAUUGUUUUGUUAGAGUUAAGUUGUAACUUGUUACCUGAGAUCCGGAGAGGUACCUCGCGCAGGGAGGGAGUGUCGACGGCUGCCGCGUAGCUGCGCUAGUUACCGACGCUACUUCCCGACACCUGUGUAACCAGGCCUUAGGCCACAGCUAACCCGAGUACGUGAAGGUAGCGCAGCCUCUCCGUGCACUUGCUUUUAUGUUGUUCGAGAGUAAUGAUCUCCUCUGUGUAAUUUUGCAUACGUUAUUAUUUUAUGCGUUAUUAGAGUGUUUAUUUCGUGGUUGUUUUAUUUGAAUAAAUAUUCCAUUUAAUUCAAA